This is a messenger RNA of Conger conger (European conger), 12682 nucleotides long. RefSeq names its product msx2-interacting protein-like. The record is from RefSeq and is a predicted model, not a curated record. Gene Ontology annotation, cellular component: nucleus. NCBI's taxonomy places the organism in Eukaryota, Metazoa, Chordata, Actinopteri, Anguilliformes, Congridae. Gene Ontology annotation, biological process: regulation of alternative mRNA splicing, via spliceosome; regulation of transcription by RNA polymerase II. Gene Ontology annotation, molecular function: mRNA binding. The coding region runs from base 106 to 10833 and encodes 3575 amino acids. The transcript has 15 exons.
UUGGACAGCAGCAACGUUCAGUUUUCAACGCGGACACACUCAACCGGUUAGGAGUACAUCGUUAUUAAACAUUAUCUGUAUGAAAGGGGGACACAAAGGCACAGUAUGGUCCGGGAAACCAGACACCUAUGGGUUGGAAAUUUACCCGAAAAUGUACGAGAGGAAAAAAUUGUCGAACAUUUCAAACGGUAUGGACGGGUGGAGAGUGUCAAGAUUCUUCCCAAGCGCGGGUCAGAGGGUGGAGUCGCGGCCUUUGUGGAUUUCGUGGACAUUAAGAGCGCCCAGAAGGCCCACAACUCCAUCAACAAAAUGGGGGACAGAGACCUGCGCACCGAUUACAAUGAGCCGGGCACCAUCCCCAGCGCCGCCCGAGGCCUGGACGAUAGCCUGUCCUUAGGCACUCGUGCGCGGGACGUUUCUGGGUUCACAAGGGGGCCGGGGGGGCCGGUAUAUGUGCCCCCCACGUCCCUCCACAGCAGAGAGGGACGCUAUGAACGCAGACUAGACGGGGCUUCCGAUGGUCGGGAGCGUGCCUAUGAUCACAGUGCCUAUGGACACCAUGAGCGCGGCGGUAGCUUUGACCGGCAGCGCCACUACGACACAGACUAUUACCGCGACCCCAGGGACCGAGCGCUGGUGGGAGCCGGAGUGGGCUCUGGCCCCGCAGGAGGGGGGGGCAUUGGGGGUCCUGGAGGGGUUAGCGGAGGGGCGGGUGCUGGUGUUGGCGCAGCAGCAGGAGUAGUCAGCGGCGCUGGGGGCAGCGGAGGGCCCUCGUCGGUCGGGGUGGGUUACUAUGGGUCCCGUAGCCGGAGUCCCAGCCGGUUUGAAACGCCGGAGCGGCGCUACGAGGCCCGGGCGCGCGAGCGGGAGCCCUUCACCCUCGCCAGCGUGGUGCACCGCGACCUUUACCGCGAGGACAGGGGUCGCCGUGCCGACCGCACCUACCACCACAGCCGCAGCCGCUCGCCGCACUCGUCCCAGUCACGCAACCCCUCGCCGCAGCGGCUGCCCAGCCAGAGCUCCAGAGCGCCUCGCUCCCCCAGCGGCUCCGGCUCCCGCAGCCGGUCCUCCAGCUCCGACUCCGUCAGCAGCACCAGCAGCAGCAGCAGUGGCAGCAGUGAUUCCAGCAGCAGCUCCAGUGACGACUCCCCGGCCCGCUCCGUUCAGUCUGCCGCGGUCCCGGCCCCACCCUCCCUGCCCCCGCCAGUCCUGGACAAGGACGAACCCCGCAAAAGCUUCGGCAUCAAGGUCCAGAACCUGCCAGUGCGUUCCACAGAUACAAGCCUGAAAGAUGGCCUAUUCCACGAGUUUAAGAAAUACGGCAAAGUGACGUCGGUGCAGAUCCACGGGGCAUCCGAGGAACGGUAUGGCCUGGUGUUCUUCCGCCAGCAGGAAGACCAGGAGAAGGCACUCGGUGCAUCCAAGGGGAAGCUUUUCUUUGGGAUGCAGAUUGAGGUCACCGCCUGGAAUGGACCAGAGACUGAGAGUGAGAAUGAGUUUCGCCCACUGGAUGAGCGGAUAGACGAGUUCCACCCAAAGGCCACACGAACCCUGUUCAUUGGGAACUUGGAGAAGACCACCAGCUACCAUGACCUUCUCAACAUUUUUCAGCGCUUUGGGGAGAUUGUGGACAUUGACAUUAAAAAAGUAAAUGGGGCUCCCCAGUAUGCUUUCCUACAGUACUGUGACAUCGCCAGUGUCUGCAAGGCCAUCAAGAAAAUGGAUGGGGAGUACCUGGGUAACAAUCGGCUAAAGCUGGGGUUUGGAAAGAGCAUGCCCACGACAUGUGUUUGGCUUGACGGCUUGGCCUCCAACAUAACUGAGCAGUACCUUACUCGUCACUUCUGUCGCUAUGGACAUGUGUUAAAGGUUGUCUUUGACAGACUGAAAGGGAUGGCCCUCAUCUUGUACAACAACAUAGAGUAUGCACAGGCAGCUGUCAAAGAAACCAAGGGCUGGAAGAUUGGGGGAAACAAAAUCAAGGUGGACUUUGCCAACCAGGAGAGUCAGGUUGCAUUCUAUCGCUCAAUGCAAGCAUCAGGGCAGGACAUCGGCAGAGAUUUCUAUGAAAUCCCACCUGAGCGAAGAGAUGAACGCAGACCACCAUACCAUGAAUAUUCAGCAGAUCGAGCGUACUACGAGAAUAUGAGGGCACAGGGCAAUUAUGUGGAAGAUCCUCGCCGCGAGUAUGUUGCCCGCAGUAGGGAAUUUUAUCCAGAAUGGGACCCCUACCAAGGCGACUACUAUGACCCACGCUAUUUUGAUGACCCGCACGAGUACAGGGACUACCGUGACCCUUAUGAGCAGGACAUCCGCAAAUACAGUUACCUGCAACGGGAAAGGGAGAGGGAGAGAGAACGGUUUGAGACGGACCGUGAACGAGACCAUGGUCGGCGCACCAUUGAAAGGAGCCAGAGCCCGUCCCACCCCCGACACCCAGCCACACCCACUGCCUCUCCAUCCCCAUCUGAGCGCAUGCCCAGUGACUCUGAUCGGCGCAUCUACAGCCGCUCCUCUGAGGGAAGUGGCAGCUGUAGCUCUAUAUCAUCUCCACGUUAUGAGAAGUCUGACAAGAUGAGGCCAGACCGCUAUAGCAAGAGUGAAAAGCCUGAGAAAGAUCGACCGCUAUUUGAAGUGGAACGCGGCAGUGUGGGUGAGAAGGACAAACGAGCUUGCCGCAAGGAAAAGACUGACAAGGAGAAAGUGAAGUUAAGGAAAGUGAAGGUGCCAUCUCCCAGCAUCCCCUCCUCUGAAACAGAUCCUGACUUAGACCGAGAGGCCAGCCCAGAUGCAGUUACGCGAUGCAAAGGUGGCAAGCUUUUAGCUAAGGACAAGGACAGCUCAAGCAAGGCCCGUCUUGAUUUACUUCCUUGUGUCGUGCAGCUUACACGUGUCAAGGAGAAAGAGGGGAAACUCAUGGAUCAAUCUGGGUCAGAAAAGCAGAGGCAGAAAGGUGAAAAUGACACUGUCCGUUCUCCAACUCUGCCCCCGCCUGCCUCAGCUGAUCCAAAGGCUGUGCUCUCCCGGCUGGAGCUCCCAAAAGGAGAACCCCUAAAGCAGGGGAAAGUUGCCAAGGAAAAGGGUGUAUCAAGCCAAGUGGAGGUUGUGGACAAGGAAGGCAAGGCAAAACCAAAGAAGCACCUAAAAUCGGAACCUGGAAAUGAUAACUCUUCUGCGGAUAUUGACAAGCUGGCUGCACGAAAGCGGCGCUUUGGAGAAUCUAGUGGGAAGUCUGAUCGGCCUAAGAGGACCAGCCAAGAGGAAGAGGAGGGGAGGUUUGGCCUUAAGAAACUGCCAGAUAUUGCAGCCACUAAUGCAUUGGCUAAAGAAAAUGAAGGGGACAGGAAAGUAGUGCGGAAAGACGCACAUAAAGGACGGCACCAAAAGCCUAAAACAGAAAGGCUGGUUACUGUCUGCAGUCCCAAAGAAAGCCAGCUCAGUAUGGACCUUAAGGCACGACUAGGAGAACCAACAGAGGUGGCCACAGACCUCCCAGACAUUUCUUGUACAAUAGCAAAGUCCCAAUGUGAUCCUAGUACUGAGCUGAUGUUCUUUGAAGAUGGGAUCCUAGACCGGGAUGACGCAAAACAGCCAGAGCAGCAAAGCUAUGAGGACCUCUCUGAACCAGGCUUAGUAGAAGAGGAAAGCACAGGGGUGGGGCAAGAGCACCCAUCCCUGGAUAUUGACCACUCUCAGAGCUAUCGUAAACAGAUGGAGCAGAACCGGAAGCUCCGGCAGCAGCUGCAGUCUGACAAACCAGACAAACCUGGCAGCCCUAGAGGUACUGAUACAGAGGACUUUGAGCACCGGAGCCUGGUACAUGAAGUGGGCAAGCCUCCCCAGGAUGUUACAGAUGACUCCCCACCUAUCAAACGCAAGAAGCUAGAGACCUUUGACUGCGAUCUGACCACCAAGCCGGAACGUAACUACCGAAGUUCCCGGCAAUUGAGUGAGAAUUCUGAGCUUAAUAUUGCUUCCCCACUUGGGCUGAGGCACUUUUCCUACCAUGAGGAGGAGGGUGCUACUAAGGAAAUUAAAGAAUCACCAAAGAUUGAGGAAAAAGUCUACCCACACUUGGAACUCUUGAAGUACAGUUUAGACUCAGUCAGCAGGGCUCGGGUCACACACCAGGAGCUGGCAAAACUGAAAGCUGCAUCAUUGGGUUGUGAGGAUGAAUUGCAACAGCGCUGGCAAAGCCGAGCAAAGCAGGACCCACGGUUGCACGACAUGAGCUUCCCUAGCAAUGUCAUAAAACGUGAUGGCCUCCGCCAGCGUCUCUUGAAUGAUUUGGAGCCUGGAGAGGUGCAGUCUGACUCUGAAGAAGAUGGAGAGAGCAAGAAUCACUCCCCAAAGCCCUCCACUUCCCUCACCUACUUUCUCAGGGACCGGAGGUUUUCAGAUCUCAAACUGUCUACUUCCCUGGAAAGGAAUAAGUUUUACUCAUUUGCUCAAGAACAGACUAUAACACCAGAUACAAAGGCCUUGCUGGAGAGAGCCAAGUCACUAUCCUCCUCCCGUGAAGACAACUGGCCCAUCCUGAACAGAGACUCACACUUUGCCAGCUUCCGCAGCACCAAGGAUAAGGAGAAAGUGGAGGCUACACCACGGCCAAUUCCCCCCUGGUACAUGAAAAAGAAGAAGAUACGUACUGACUCAGAGGGCAAGUUGGAGGAUAAGAAAGAAGAGCCAAAACAAGAAGAACAUGAGCGACAGGAGCUAUUUGCCUCCCGCUUUCUUCACAGCUCUAUCUUUGAACAGGACUCAAGGCGCCUGCAGCACCUAGAACGAAAGGAUGAGGACAUUGAGUUGGGCUUUGGCCAGCAGUCUGGCAAGCUAGGAACAAUGGAAGGACAGCCUGGUCUAGAUGCUGGUGACCUACAGCAGGAACCAGUGGUACUCUUCCACAGCCGUUUCCUGGAGGUGAUAGGACAGCAACAACAGAAGGAGAGGGAACAACGGUUGCGGGAGUCAGAGAAAGCAAGCAGUGUGUAUGGGAAUGUUGCAGAGAAGCAUCAUGAUGGAGAACAGCCGCCACAGCAGCAAUUGUCUGGCAAUCCUAUUGCCGUACUUGAGCCUAUCUUGAAACCAGCCAGCCCUAUUCCUGUUGUUCCAGAUGUAAUUUCUCCCCCAGUGCCUGUAGAGGUUUCUCCUCCACAGGGAAAGUAUGCUGCCCAGACAGUGUCCCCAGAUCACUCAGACUUGCCAAUGAAGGAAGACCAUUUAGAGGCUGGGAAGGUCUCCCCAUCACCAUCUUUGCCUCAGGUGGAGGACAAGCCUCUUGCCUCUAUCUGCAUUACCCUACUUGAGCCCACAGCUACAGAAAUUAAAAUGGAACUAAAGGAGGAGGUGGCUGAAGUCAAGAUGCUAGCUGAAAAUGCUUUGAGUAUUGAGCACUCCGAUUUUGAUGUGAAGCCUCCCACUCCUGGAGCCUCAUUGACUAGUUCAGAACCUGAACCUGUGCUUGAACCUGACCCAGAGCCCCUUGAGUUUCAUUCUUCCGUCUCUCCUAAGGCCGAGGAUUCAAUUGCAAUUGUUAAGGAAGUGGAGGCCAUGACGGUAAAGGAAGAGGAAGUCCCACUAGCAAAAUUAAAACCCCAGGAUGUUGAGGGAACACAGCAACCUGAUUUCCCCCCUGGGGGAACCUGUGAUGAUAUAGUGGCGGUGCCAGUGAUACCAUCUAGGAAGCUCAAGAGCAAGAGAACAAAGCUGCCUCCUCCAGCACCACUGUCUGAUGUCCAAACAGCCAGUUCAGAAAAGCAGGCCACACGUAAGAGUGAGCGCAUUGACCGAGAGAAGUCGAAGAGGGUGUCAUCUCCUCGAGGAGACUCAAAGACUGUCUCGGAUUCUAAGGCAACAACUAAAUCGCCCAUCCAUGCCUCUGAAUCCGAGCAAAGCUCGGAACAGAGCUUGCCCCUCAGCAGGACACGUCGCCGGAAUGUCCGAUCAGUGUAUGCCACCCCAGUGGAGGACGAGACCCCUCAACCUAGCAAGGAUGUGGUGGAGUCACCCCGUUCUACACGAAAGCGUGGUGGGGACAAAGAGUCAACACAGCAGCAGCCCUCUCAGCAGGAUGGCUUAGCUGCCCCCACCACUACACGGAGGGGACGACCCCCUAAGACUCGUACUCGACGAGGAGAGGAUGCGUCUCCUGCGAAGGGGGAUCCUGCAAAACCAGUAGAAGCAGAGGAGAUGGACAGCAAAGAUGCAGGUAGUUGUGGAGAAGUAGUCAAGGUGGUAGAAGGCUGGCGUUCACCUCGCACGCAGAAAGUACAGUCAAGUCAAGGGUCACCACCUGCUGCUCAGAAUAAGAAAGGUGGUAAAGCAGAGAAAGCAUUUGAGAGUAUGAUGCCAUUGCAAGAUCAGGAGAUGGAGCAUGAGGGGGGCGAUGCCACUGCAACCCAGGAUCCAACCAUUAAGCCUAAAGACGACCCCCUGGAGGAAGAUGAGAAGCCAAAAGAGGAUGAUGCUAAGCAGCUUGGCAAUUUGACAUGUCAGAGGGAACCUGAGAAACAUGAGGAAACAAUGGAUUUGGCAGAGGGAAAAGUCAGUGAAGACAGAAUUGGUGAGAAAGUGACCGAAGUGGUAGAGCCUCCAUUGGAGAAGAGCGGGAAAGCAAAGGCACCAAGGUUGACACGCAACACCAAGCCUGCUGAAGAAGUCAAACCUCAUACCUUCUGUGCAGAUGAAGUGAAGGGUGCACUACACUCUGGUGAAGAAGAGUGUGAGCCUCAUGAGCCAGCUUUGAAGAAGACAAAGUCACCAAGCUCAUCAAUCAAAGAUGAGUCAUCUCCCAGUUUUGAAAAAGAGGUAACUGAGCUCAGCCCUGAUGUCAAGGAAGAACUGUCUGACACUGAGCCUCCUGCAGACCCAGCAGCCACUCUGCUGGCCCAGCAGAUGGAGCUGGAGCAGGCUGUGAAGAACAUUGCGAAAAUGACUGAGAAUCCCACCCUCCCACCUUACAAAGAAGCCCCCGUCGAGCCCCCUGUAUUGCCUCCAGUUGUAGAGGAACCACAGUGUGAAAUUGAGGAAGAAAAGCCAGCAAAUCCUGCAAGUGAGACAGAAUUAGCUGCUGCGAUCGACUCUAUCACAGCUGAAGAUAUUUCUGCUGAUGCUGAUAGCUUUGCUGCCUCCUCAACCUACACUUCCAUUAUUCCCCCUGCUGAGCCUGUGGUCCUGCCUUCUACCAGCGAGGUGAUGGAGCCAGAGACUCACCUGGCUAUCCGCAACAUCAUGGAUGUUGACACAGAGGUGCAGCCCCUAAGUCCUGAUUCCAAGACUGCAGAACCAGCUCCUAACAGCUCAUCUUUGAGCCAAGAGGUGUCUCCACCACCAGAUACUCCUAAAAAAGGAAGUAAAGUUAAACCAAAAGCUCAAAAGAAGUUGAGGACACGGAAGACAAGUGCCAGCAGGAAGGGGGAGACCUCUGAAGAGAGUGCGUCUGAACCUGAGCCUACCCCUGUAAAAAUGCCGGAGUCUAUUCCUGAAGAGAUACCAGUUCUAAAGCGCAAUGUAGCUGGCUCUUUAUCCGCCUCAUCUGCUGUUGCUUCUACUGCUUCCUGCAAGCAAGAAGUGGGGCAGGUGAUCGUGGGAUCUCUGGACACCCCUAAGGAAGCAGAGCAACCUCCUGUGGAGCAGCCUGAAUCUCAAGAAUCUGCCUUCCGUUUGGGAAACAAGAGCCCCUCUCCCCUUAGACUACAACAGCCACUCUCUGAACUAGCAGCCCCUCCUGUCCCAUUAUCCCCUGCUCGGCUGAGUACCAUAGGAUCAUUUUCUGGCAAAUCGGCCUCUCCAACUGAUUGGGUUAAUAGGUCAAAGGACAGUGGGACCCUCGCUUACCCUGUGUCACAAGCAAGCAUGCCUUCACCUCCUAUGGUGGCAGAAGCAGCCACUGCAGUGACGGCUCCUUCAGGAAACCCCCCCUUGCCCCCUGACACCAAAGCCUCUGAUGUUGAUCCCAAUUCUAGCACCUUGCGCAAGAUCCUCAUGGAGCCUCAAUAUGUAUCUGCCUCAGGCAUUAGCUCAGUGUCCAGCACACUGCUCACUACCUCCCUCGGUGACCCACGUAUGUCAGACAACAAGACUCAGUCUGACACAGUGAUUGCCAGGCCCUCUCCUCCAGAAGGCAGAUCAUUACCUGCAGCUCCUCAACCAGUUGUCCAGCAGCCACCGCUCCCUUCUCCUCCUGAGAUGCUACAAACCUUUGGUGAGAAGAUGGUGAACUCUGUCAUUGCCUCCACUGCUACUUCUGUUAUCAGCCGCAUCCCUGCACCCUUUGACUCAGAAGAGACACCCCGCAUCUCUUUGAGCAACCGCAAUACAGGCAUGCAGCUGCCAAAGCAGAAGUUCCGACCCAGUGGCAAUGAGACCAAUCGCUAUCAUGGGCUAGCUAUAGGCGAGGAGGGGGCUGGUGUGGUGCAUCCUGGGGUAGAGAGCACAGCUUAUAGCACUGGCUCCAGCCCAGGUCUCAGAGUUAAUACGUCUGAGGGUCCGGUAGUACUGAGUUGCUCGGGGCAGAAGACCGAGGGGCCCCAGCGAAUAAGAGCCAAAAUUGGCCAGAUCCCUCCAGCUAGUGCAGGUGACAUAGAGUUCCAGCAGUCUGUGUCAAAAUCCCAAGUUAAGCAGGAGCCACUGACCCCUUCCCAGCCACAUACCCCCAAAGGCUCCCAACCUCCUACAGGAUAUAGGCACCCUGGGGGAGUCCUUAGUCAGGCCUAUAACACACAGCCUGUCAUUUCCUCCAUCAAGCAGGAGAGCCCAGGUUCAGAUAAAACAGACCUACAGUACCACCCUGGACCUCAAGGGAAAAUGAACCAGCUGAGUGGUAGCAGUCCACAGGUCCUAGUCUACGGUCAGGCAAUGAUGCAACAGCAUGGAAAGAAAGCAAUCGCAACUGAGUCCUUACCAUUGAAAGGUGAUGGGAAUAAACCAUCCCAGCCCUCUAACCUGAGUCCUGGUUUGAGUCCUCACCACCCUUCCCUGGCAGGAAAUUAUGCCUGUUCCAGCCCCGGUGCCUCAAUUGACAGAUCUCUCCCUCACCCAAGUGGCAUAAAGCAAGAGCCACACUCCCCUCGGACAUCAAGCCACUCGCCUUCUCCAUUUACCAAAACAUGCCCUCCUAGCACCUCUGCUUCCCCUCUUGGGACAUCUGUGGUCCUGGGCCCUGGUAAGCCUUCUAUGUCCCAAUAUGCCUCCGGUGUGCAUCACCAGGAGCAGUCAGUCAUUAUGCCUCCUCACAGUGUCACCCAGACUGUUGCUAAGGGGCACCUCUCUCAAGGCGAGGUGCGGAUGAACACCUCUCCACUCUCUACAAUGGGUUAUGGGAUUCGUUCUGAGUCACUGGCCUCCCAUCGCCCUAGCCCUCAGCAGCGUUCCAGUACACCCCAGCCAGCUGGCAUGCGGGACAUAGUCCUGCCAUCACACCCUGGUUCUGCUGGAUCAGGUGGAAGCGCUAUUUCCGGGGAUGAUGAAGGCAGACAUUUUCACCAGCCCCUGUGCAGGCCUUCUGUACCAGAGGUAAUGGUGAUGCAACCAGACUACCGUGCACUACAUCACACUGGUUUGCGGAUGGACCAAUAUGGUCUCCCACCCAGGAUCCUUAUGCACCACCAGCUGGGUGAGCACCCAACUCCUGAGUCCCGACAGACUCGUACCCCGGAGGCUGCCCCUUUGUCGUCGUCCUCUAGUAGCAUCCCUUCAUCAUCCUCCUCCAAAACCCCACCAGUGGGGAAAGGUGUGCUGGGGAGAGACACCCCGAAAGCACUGGAAACUAAGAUGCCAUCCUCUCCUCAUGGUGAGAGCAGGAUAAUGGGUGUUCACCCUUCAGUGCCUGUCAUGGUGUCUCCUCAAGGGGUUCAGAUGAUGCAAACAGGGGCAGCAGGUUCCUUCUCUGAAUACUCAUCAGUGUACCGUGACAUGCGGGGCUUCCACCACCAGUUUCCAGGCCACUCCCCAUUAGGAAUGAACUUGGCUACUCGUAGCAUCACUCCCUCACAGGGUCUUCAGGAUGGAGAUCAUGGACACCGGAGCAAAACACCCUUGUCUUCAGGGGCUGCAGCAGAACGAGGUGAAGCCAAACCACCAGAAGGCAUGACUUCUUGUCAGCCCAGUUCGGUGGACCUGCCACACUUACCCCAGCUGGUGAAGGAGACAAGCUCACCCUCUUACGCGUCUCCCCCAAACAUGUCCCAUAAGCUUGAGCUCGGCACUUCAUUGGCAGGACAGAAGGUUUCACCCGCAUUCCUGUCCAGUUCGCUUCCCUCCUCCUCAGGGCCGUCCCCAGCCCGGAUCGAUGGCAAAGCGGAGCACGCUGGACAUCGGCCAGUUGACAUGGUGCAGCUUCUAAUGCAGAAGUAUCCCAUUGUAUGGCAAGGCCAUCUGGCGCUGAAGAACGACACUGCGGCUGUCCAGCUGCAUUUUGUCUGUGGCAACAAUGUCUUAGCACAUCGGUCACUGCCGCCGCCCGAGGGAGGCGCCUUGCUCCGCGUUGCACAGAGAAUGAGGCUGGAGGGGUCGCAGUUGGAGGGCGUGGCACGCAGGAUGACCGUGGACAGUGACUACUGCCUGUUGUUGGCUUUGCCUUGUGGGCGUGACCAGGAGGACGUUCUGAAUCAGACCCACGCCCUGAAAGGUGGAUUCAUCACCUACCUGCAGGCCAAGCUCGCUGCUGGCAUAAUCAACGUCCCCAACCCUGGUUCCAACCAGCCUGCCUACGUGUUGCAUAUUUUUCCACCGUGUGAAUUCUCGGAGAGCCACCUGUCUCGGCUGGCCCCCGAUCUCCUCAACAGCAUUUCCAGCAUCUCCCCCCACCUCAUGAUCGUCAUUGCCUCUGUCUGAGAUCUCCGAUGGACACCCCCACCGGAAGCACCCCAUUCAUUCCCACUCCUGCCUUCUGAGACGCGGAACUGAACAUUAAUCGGGAUGCGAAGAAACCAUUAUGUGUGUGUGUGUGUGUGUGUGUGUGUGUGUGUGUGUGUGUGUGUGUGUGUGUCUAUGUGUGGGGGGUGCCACAGUUGGAUGGGUUGUUUAUAUGAACAUUUACGAUCUCGCACUCAUUCACUAGUCUCAAACUUGCAGCCCUCCAUAUGUCUGUUCCCUGUGCAAACAGGGAAGGGUUAAACUAGACCUACAAUGGUCUGUUUUAUGAUUGUUUCUCUGAUGUAUUUUUACUUUUUUAGGGAGGUUUUUUUUUUUUUCUUUUUUUUUUUUAUUAUUUAGGGGGUUUUUUUGUGGGUGGGUGGGGUGGAUCUAACAGGGGCUUGGUGAUGAACACAAAUGAGGACAGUCAUACUUAGGUGGCCUUUUAUUUGUAACUUGUUUUCAAAAAUGAUUGUAAUUUAUCUUUUAAUUUUCUAACAAAGUGAACCUGAAAAAAUAAUUGCACUAUGUUGGGGACAGCAAAAAAAAACAAAAAAAAAACAAAUGGAAAAAAAAGAAAAAAAAGAACCAUGGACUAUAAAUGAGUCAAUGCGUGAGUAAUGUACAGCCUUUUCUCACCAACCUCAGUUGUACAAUGGAUGACUACAUUGGUUGUAAAAAUAUUUUCUGGGUCGAGGAGUGAAAAAAUCAUGUCAGCCUAAUUAAUAAUUGUUACUUCUACUGGUUCUGUCAUUCUACUUUCCCUUGUCCUGCCCGAUUCCGUAAGGACCCUGCAGGGCAAGUUUGAGCAGUUUAUACUUGAUGUUUCUGCAGCAGAUCACUCAUUUUUUGUGAAUGGUUUCCCCUCGUCUGUAUCAAUAGAUUUGAGUAUGCAGACCUCUGUAAAUAUUAUAAAUAUUUAAGAUGUAGACCUGAAACUUGGAAAACUUUACACACCUUAAACAGACUUGACUUGGCUGUGAGACAAUACAAUUGCAAGGUAAACGGGCACAUUGAGAUGUUCACAAAUAUUUGUAUUUUUUUUUUUUUUUAUCGUGCCAAAACAUCUUUCCGAGGAAAAAAAGAAUUGACAAAAGAAACUAAAAUGGUAUGUAAAAAAAUAUUUUCAUAUUCAACUUUUUGCCUGAUUUCUCACCCUUAUUGCAUCUUGCCUCACCUUGUAAUUAAUUUUCUUUACAUUUUGAGAGGUUUGAAGUUUCUUUAAGUUAAUUUAUGGAAAAUCAGAUUGUCUGAAGAAUAAGAAGAAAAAAAAAAAAGAAAAAAAAUCUUGCAGCUUCACUCCAUAUUACCCAGCCCUCGUCCCUGCCUCCUGCAUUUCUUUCUAUUUGAAAUCAAUGUGUUAACCGAAAUCUCAAAAAGGAAUGUCGUUAUAGUGACAGCUUUACCUCACUGUAGUGUGAGACCAUGACCUUGAAUAAUGUUGUAUAUAAUAUUUUUGGACAUCUUUGUUCAUUUGGAUUAUACAUUAUUUUAUUUUUUUGUCCAUAGUAGAAAAACGGACACGAAAGGCAGAAAAAACAACAACCAGGUGUAAUCUAAAACACAAAGCUAAUCUUGUUUCUCACUUUUGUGGUGUAAAUAUUUGUACAACUGCUGGUUGACAGCUCUCAUGGUCAUGUUGGAGGCACUUACAAUUUUGAUACACAAAUAACAAGUAACGGAAAGCAAAUAAGAAAAACUGUAAAAACCACCUUUUCUUUUUGAGCUGUCUUUCAUCCUGAUGUAUAAUUUUUAUGUGUUUGUUACUGUUCCUCUAUGAGGCAACUUUACGAUGUGUGUAAAAUAAAUUCAUGUUGAUUUACAUUAA